AUGUCUAAUGAAUCAGAUGCGGCAACCUCCCUAUGCGACGCCAUAGUCCAUGGUAGUGUCCCGCAGUCGGAGCACCUCCUUACGUCCGAUCUGUCCACUUCGACCAUCUCUGCGCUCAUUUCCCAAAUAUCCCAGACACGACGUGAGAUCAGUGACGAGAUCAGAGAAAAGAGCAAGGAUGAGGCUGGGUCAGUGGAUCAAUGGAUAUCCCAAGCAAAGAAGGUCCAGGAGGACAUCGCUCGCUGUAAACUGGAGUCCAAACGCAUUGUGGAAGAGCACCAGCAACUUCAAAUUUUGAGAGACCAGGCAACAGAUUAUCAACGGAAAGUUGAACUCCUAGACACGGAGAUCAUAUUUACAGACACCCUGGAGCAAGAGCUGCGGAAUAUAUCAUUGAAAACAAAGUCAUUAAGAGAAGUCGAGGAACAUUUGGCGAAGGGUGACCCUUGCGGAGCUGCCUCAAAGUUGCAAGCCCUGGAUAAAAGCCCUCGGAGCACAUUCAGGUCCAGGACAUCGACUAUUAUUCGAGAUCUAAGAGACGAGUUACGGUUGAAAACUCGCCUACAGCUGGAAACAAAGCUGAAUGCUCAGAUCAUCGUGCGGAGAGAGCCACAGAGAGCCAGCCUCGACAUUCUCUCCAAUGGACCUGAUUCCACUGGAACCAAUUCCGAUGUCAUUCUGCGAGCUCUUCACGACUUGGGCGACGCACAAGACUCCAUCGAACCUCUAACAGACAGGCUCCGAGUACUCCUCGUCCAGCCCCUUCGACGCACUGCCCGAUCGAAACUUUCAACUUAUCAGGUGGAGCAACAUUCCUUGAACAUGGAGUUCAGCGCGACUCUCCCGUCCAUCAAUACGGUGCUUGAGUUUGUCCUUGAUCUUAUAAACUUUUUGCAAACUUCUCUCCCGAAGAUGAUACAGAGUGCUGCGGUCAACGCAAUCCUUACGGACCUGAUGAGUCUCCUGAUAUCGGACUGGCUGCUCCCCGAACUACCAACAGACCUCGCCAUGCUGGACGGCCUCGAUAAGUUGCAACAGAGGGUUACCCUCAUUGUGAAUAGACUAGAAUCAUUGCAAUGGCCAGGGCAAACUCAGCUCCAGGACUGGAUGGAUGACAUUCAGCGCACUUGGCUGAACAAACGCAAGGCAGCAACGCUUGACGCUGUGCGAAAAGCAUUUGCUACUGCAAAGGGUGACCUCAGACAGGUCGAGAGAGUGGAAAGACAGAUUAUGUCAACAGCUACGGAAGAAGCUAAAGCGGCCGAUGAUGAACCCAAUGACUGGGACACCAGCUGGGACGAAGAUACCAAAGAUAAAUCGUCGACAGAAGAAGCCUCGAAAUCUGGCAAUGGUGGAGAGGACGACGACACUAGCGGCUGGGGUUUUGAUGAGGAAGAGAACAACGAAGAGAAAGAAGACAAACAAAAUGGCCAUGGUGCGUCUCACGAUGAGGAUGACGCCGGAGAGGCCUGGGGUUGGGAUGAUGAGAGUCCUACAGAGACCAGAUCGCAGUUGGCAGUCAAGGACGGUCCAACCGAGAUGAAUGGUGCACGGAAACCUCAGGAGACUGAGCACGAAGUCACGUUGACCGAAGUGUAUAGCAUCAGCGAAAUCCCAGACCACAUCAUCGAAAUAAUAGGCAGGGAUCUUUCGGAUUCUCAAACCAUCGAAGAAACACAACACAAGAACCUCGACCCCUCGACGGCAUCAAAGGGACUCCUGGCCCUGCCCACACUGGCUCUGGCCAUGUUCCGCGCGACAGCACCCAGUUAUUACGGCGCAUCUCCAUCUCUGACCGACAUCCACCGCUACAACGACUCUCUCUACAUCGCCGAGCGACUUCGCCGCAUGACCAUUCCUGUGGGCAUGCCGCACAUCGACGCUGACAUCAGAGCCAUGGAGAAAUUCGCCAAAAUGGCAUACUCGAAGGAGAUGGAAACCCAGCGGAUCAUUGUGUGGGACUUAUUGGAAGGCGCGCAAGGGUUCACGCUGUGCACCCAGUUCCCGUACUCACAGGAGAUCGAGAAUGCCGUUUCCUCGGUGGUCGAUCGCAUCCGCACGCUCCACCGGGACUGGAAACCCAUCCUCUCGACGUCGGCGUUGAUGCAGAGCAUCGGCUCGCUGGUCACGAUGGUCAUCACCAAAGUGAUAUCCUCGAUCGAGGAGAUGGACGACAUCUCCGAGCCCGAGUCCCGGAGACUGACAGCCUUUUGCCAGCAGAUUGCCAGUCUCGAAGACCUCUUCCUCUCGACCCCUCCAGCGGCUGCAAACCCCGACCAACCUCACGGCGACCCCCCGAUCCCCAUGGUCGCCGUGUACGUCUCCAACUGGCUGCGAUUCCAGUACCUGAUCAACAUCCUGGAGAGCUCACUCGUCGACAUCAAGUACCUGUGGACCGAGGGCGAGCUGAGUCUGGAGUUCAGUGCCGACGAAGUGGUCGAUCUGAUCAAGGCGCUGUUCGCGGAGAGUGCCCAUCGCAGGACCGCCAUUGCCGCCAUCCGAGGCUCGCGGAUGUCCAGGUAA
Molecule: messenger RNA, 2523 nt
Organism: Fonsecaea erecta
Lineage: Eukaryota; Fungi; Ascomycota; Eurotiomycetes; Chaetothyriales; Herpotrichiellaceae
Exons: 1
Coding region: 1-2523 (840 amino acids)
Biological process (GO): mitotic spindle assembly checkpoint signaling; endoplasmic reticulum to Golgi vesicle-mediated transport
Cellular component (GO): RZZ complex
Source: RefSeq, a predicted model, not a curated record